CACCAUGGUAACCAAUUCUAAUGACAUUAAAGACAGAAUUUCUGGAUUUACCACCAGCAAUACAAAGUUUUCAACUUGGAUCAGAAAAAAAUCUGAUACCAGAACCUUGGAAAAUCAACAUUAG
Acaulospora morrowiae is the source of this 124-nucleotide messenger RNA. The record is from the annotation of a GenBank genome assembly. NCBI's taxonomy places the organism in Eukaryota, Fungi, Glomeromycota, Glomeromycetes, Diversisporales, Acaulosporaceae.